Messenger RNA from Seriola aureovittata, 4534 nucleotides. RefSeq names its product formin 1 (gene fmn1). Gene Ontology annotation, molecular function: microtubule binding; actin filament binding. Gene Ontology annotation, biological process: actin filament network formation; cortical actin cytoskeleton organization; actin nucleation. Gene Ontology annotation, cellular component: cytoplasm; actin filament; cytoskeleton. The coding region runs from base 71 to 4246 and encodes 1391 amino acids. NCBI's taxonomy places the organism in Eukaryota, Metazoa, Chordata, Actinopteri, Carangiformes, Carangidae. The transcript is spliced from 18 exons. The record is from RefSeq and is a predicted model, not a curated record.
CACUCCAAAGAAUCCAUUCAUGCUGCAAAAGAACCAUCAUCUGCUUUAUCUCUGGUAAUCACAUAAGAUCAUGGAGAGCACCCACACAACCUUAUGCCUCUACACCACUAUCAGCGAGAGGAGCUGUGUGAGUCCAGCCCUCUCUCUCUGCAGGGGCCCAUCUUCCCCCUUUAAAGCCCCUCUCAGCUUCCAACUAACCUCUAACUAUGAGGAGGAGGGUCCAGCUGAAACAGUGAAGCGGGGUCAAGCAGACAAAUUCGGCCUUACAGACUUUAAAGAAACCCUCAACGCGUUGGAUGACUCCUCUGAGAUCCGCUGGCUGACAGAGUUGUUACCGUUGUGUUUGGAGUGCCAGGCUUUCAUGAGCAUGGGAAACCAACAGGGCUCGAAACUUAAGGCGAACUUUCAUAGCUAUGCGGAGGGUCAGGAUACUUUACCAAAAUCCCCCAGAAUCCCUCGGAAGAGAAGGAGAAGAGCAGAAGGGCUAGUUUACUGUGGCACCCUUCACCAUAACCUCAAGAUGCCUCCUGGGACUCGGGUGCCUCCGAAAGCAAGGAGGCUGACAAAGCUUCAGAUGACGAGCUAUCCUACAUUUGAAGAGUGGGACUUCGAGGAAGACAGGCUGAUCAUCUGCACCCCUGCAGCCAGGAGAAAGAGAGUUACAGGGAAAGAAAGGGAGUUUGAAAGUGCUUCAACACAGGAGUUGAAGCCUGUGUGGAGAGUGAAGCUGCCUGAUGCUUCGCCUGAAAACGUUCCAGGAUCUUACAGCAAAAGAUUUAAUUUCUCUCACGGAAAGGAUUUUCCCGUAAAGGGUGAAUAUACUUUUGCUGACUCAGACACUGACCUUUCCGAAUAUGACAAUGAGAUGUACUCAAUGUAUAUCUCUCAGUCUAGUCUUGACCUGACCAGGGGGACAGAAGAGGGUACCAGGAAUCCUGCAAAAUCUCUGAUCACCCAAUCAGCAAGCCAGAAACAUGAGGAAAAGGGAGCAGAAGUUGGGGAGUUGAGUUCGCCUCAGUGGUGGUUUGAAGAGUUGGGGAAGAGGGCGGCAGCACAGCGAGUAAUGGGCAAAAUUGAGGAAGUUGAAGGAAUCAUACGAAGGGUGAGUCUCACCAGUUCAGACCUGAUCAAAGAAGGUAGUGAAGGCAGCGAUGAACCUCAGUUUAUCCCAGAUGGAUAUGUUGGUGAAGAUCGGCUACAAAUCCUGCAAAAGAGAUUUAGGCCUGAGUUCAGCACUGAUUCCCUAUUGGAGACCCAUAACAACGGAGACAAGCCUUUACUGGUUGAAGAACUUCGUGUCCUGGGUGAAGCUCUGAGCCAGAGCCUCCAUCAGGCCCUGAUGAUGGAGGGAGCAAAAGCAGAGAUUGAAGUCUUCGAAGAGGAUAAACAGACUUUUUGUGAGCAGAGCCCAGUAGGAUCAAAAAGGAGUCUACCGUCACAUCCUUACCACUUCAUCUUUAACUCUUCAACGCUGUCAAACAAUUCGUCACCCUCUCUCUCAGCUGGUGGAGACACCUCCCCCGUACCCUCGCCGUCUCUGUCUGCAAUCCUGGAUGCUUCUCCGAGAACAUCUAGCAGCUUUGAAGGCAUGUCCCCGAUUCUGUCGCCUUUAUUCACGUCCACGCUGUCCAGCCCCAGGCCCAGCCAGCACUCUCUGCCUCUGAACUUGACUGAUCAGUAUGAAGAAGAUGUCUCUGGGAGUCACAAAGAGUGGACAGGCUCAGCGGAAGACAGUUUAUUCUCUUGGGAGGCCGGAGGCUGCGGGAAUGCCAUCACAGUCACUGGUGUGACAGAAAAGGAUCAGUGGAGUCCAAAAAGGAAGUUGGCGUGGGCGAACUCCGGGCUGAAUGAGCAGAAUCAGAUGCAGACAUACAGAUGCACCAAUGUGACAGAGGCCGGCCAAGAUUAUCUGCUCUCUUCAGAUGAAGCUCUCCGGAGACAGGAGGAGAUCUGGCAGCAGGAGGUCGAAGAGUCUCUCUCCUUCUGUGGGUCACUCUCUCAUCCGUCCAGACCCAAGCACGUCGACUUCUUACGCAUCACUGCUCCGGAGGAUGACAUCACUGAUACGCCUCCGCUCACACCCCUCCCCCCGGAGUUUAGGUCUGAAGCUUCCACGCCAGGGGAGGGAGAGGAACGAACUCCUGGUCGUUUACAAGCCGUCUGGCCGCCACUCAAGGAGGAAAAAGUCGGGCUCAAGUAUACAGAAGCAGAGCAUCAGGCCGCGCUGCUGCAGCUGAAGAGAGAAUGCAAAGAGGAGCUGGAGAAGUUACAGGAGGACUACUGUCAGCAACUCUCCAGACUGCGGGUGGAAAACGAGGACAAUGUCGCCUGUCUGGAGUUCACUCUGACUGAGCUGCAGGCCAAACUCUCCCAGGUUGGGACCCACCGCCGAGGGGAACUCCGAGAUGUCGCUGUGUCCACCGGAGAUGACUCUUUGCAAAAAUAUUUCCGCAAUGUCUGCAUCCAGACGGACAGAGAGACCUUUGUCAAAUCUCCGGAGGAUGGAGAGGGGACAGGGAGGACAUGUAUGAGUCCCCAGCAGCAGAGGGUGACCCCCAAAAAGCUGGACCUGGCUUCUAUCAGCCUCAGCCUGGCCGGUCAGAGGGAUGAUACAGUGUCCUCCUCUUCAUCGCUUGCCCCCCCAUCCCAAACAACUCCUCUUGGAGCCUCACUACCUCUAACAGAACAACCACCAGCUCCUCUUCAGGCACUUCCAAGCAAAACAGACAAUCUCCCUCCUCCACCACCACCUCCGCCCUGUUUGCCAUUAUCCACAAAUCACAUGCAGACAUCAAAUGGCCCUCCACCACCUCCACCACCACCGCCGCCGCCACCUCCCCCAUCCAUGCCAGGCUUAGCUCCCCCACCUCCUCCUCCUCCAGGUGGGGGUUUCUUGUUGGAUAAACCUCCCAGGAAAUCAGCAGUAGAACCUUCCCAACCCAUGAAGCCUCUUUAUUGGACCAGAAUCCAGAUCCAGGACAACAACAACAACACACUGUGGAACAUUUUAGAGGAACCAAAUAUAAUAAAUGCCUGCGAGUUUGAGGAUCUCUUCGCCAAAACCACCACAAAGACCAAGAGGAAGCCGCUGUCAGAGGCUUAUGAGAAGAGAGCCAAGGUCAAGAAGAUCAUUAAACUGCUGGACGGUAAGCGCUCCCAGGCUGUGGGCAUCCUCAUAUCGAGCCUCCACCUGGAGAUGAAAGAUAUACAGCAAGCUGUACUGACUGUGGACCACACUGUGGUGGACCUGGAGACCAUUGAGGCACUGUAUGAAAAUAGAGCGCAGCCCGAGGAGCUGGAGAGGAUCAAGAAACACUACGAGACGUCAGAGGAGGAGGAAGUUAAACACCUGGACAAACCCGAACAGUUUCUGUAUGAACUGUCUCAGAUCCCGGACUUCGCAGGAAGAGCUCACUGCAUCAUCUUCCAGUCAGCGUUCAUCGAUGGCAUCGCGUCCAUCCAACGCAAGCUCAACACGGUCUCUUCGGUCUGUAAGGCUCUGCUGGAGAGCGACGGUGUGAGGGAGGUGAUGGGACUGGUGUUGGCUCUGGGGAACCACAUGAACGGAGGCAACAGGACCAGAGGUCAGGCCGAUGGCUUUGGCCUGGAGAUUCUCCCUAAACUCAAGGACGUCAAGAGCAGGGACAAUCGUAUCAGCCUGGUGGACUAUGUGGUGUCGUAUUACCUGCACAAUGUGGACAAGGACGCCGGCACAGAGAAGAGUAUGUUCCCCCUUCCUGAACCUCAGGACGUCUUCCUGGCAGCGCAGGUCAAGUUUGAUGACCUCAGCAGAGACCUGAGACAGCUGGGACGAGAUCUAACAAGAUGUGAGAAAGAUGUACAGAGGGUUUGCUCGGAGUCUCCUGAAGAACACCUGCAGCCGUUCAAAGACAAGAUGGAGGCUUUUGUUCUCAGUGCACGAAAAGAACACGCAGAAGCUUCCUAUCAGCUGAUGACUGUGCAGAAAAGUUUUCACGACUUGGUUCUGUACUUUGGACUGAAGCCCAAGACGGGAGAGAAGGAGGUGACUGCUGGUCAUUUCUUCAUGCUCUGGUUUGAGUUUUGUGCCGACUUCAAAGCCAGGUGGAAGAAGGAGAACAAGAACAUCUCCAAAGAGAGGUUGAAGGAGGCUCAGCUGUCAGUGAAGAGAAUCACAGGGGAGAAGAAAGUGGAAACGAGAAAGAUCAACCCCAACAGCCUGAAAGAGCGACUGCGUCAGAAAGAAGCCAAUAUGUCUGCAACUUAACCGAUUUACGAGAGGAAGAAUAAAAUCUCUAACUUCUGGGUCAUUUCAGUCACACAACCACCUUCUCCUGCGUCGCUCUCUGUUCGGAUCAGUUUGAAACCUGAUACCAAACCAACAUUUACAUGGUAAACUUUUUACCAUUUUUUUUAACAAGUUUAUUUGCCUGUUGUUCUUUCAUUUCCAUGAAAUACUCAUACUUCAACCGACAGCUUCAUGUCAUAUAAUUUACUUCCUUAAAUGUAUUUAAAUUUAAAAGAUUGAAAGAAUCUCAUGUGCAAUGUGUAAACA